UGUCGUGGCUGACUAUGAAAAGUGAGCUGUGGUUUCCCACCCAUAGCGGGUGGUUCACACUGUAUAAACCAGACACUGUCGGCAUUGAAGCGAAUACAGGUGUGUCUACGCGAGACAGUUUGGAGCUAUCAAAGCUACACCAUCGUCGAAUAUGGAACAUAACUGAAAUACCUUUUUCCGAAAAUGAGAGUCCUUAUCCUGUUCAUCCUGAGUCGGUUUGGAUUGUGCCAAGACAACAUUGAAGCGUCCGUCGAUAUUUUGAAGCCACAUCCGGGGUUGAGAAGCUGUACUCUCCCCAGGGAAUUCACAGUGACUGUAAGGACGCACAAUGAGUCCGUCACACUCCAGCUGGUGACCAGCACGUCAGUGAAGUCUACAGCCCCAGUAUAUGUGUGUAGACAGGAGAAGGGAAACCCGGUCAUCGUCAGAGAUACAGUGUUGGACCCGGAAAGAACAGCGGAGUACCAGGAUGUGACUCAUCUGUCUAACAUGGAGGUGUCCUGUGGCAUGAAAGAGAACAGCAAACCAUAUUAUAUAUUUGAAGGCUUUCUCUUGUUCUCUGGACAAAGUAUGUUUGAACUAAAGCCGACAAGAUCAGCCUCUGGUGAUGUCCAGUACACACUUACAUCUACAACAGUGCACAACAAACAGAUCGAUAUUCGUGGUCGCCGUAGAGAGAAUGGUCGAUCAGGGAAUGGUCGAUCAGGGAGUGGUCGAUCAGGGAAUGGUCGAUCAGACAGUGCCUUGAUGAGGAUGGCAUCACACUCAUUGAGAAAGAAGCGCCAGAUUCAGUCGCCAGUCUACGUGGACGUCAUAGCAGUUAUAGAGUUCUCAGUGUAUAAAAGAUGGUUUUCCAGAGCAACCCAACCGACCCAAGCCUUAAAGGAUCAGGAAACAAAACAAGGCCUCAGAAGACACUUUGCACAUCUUGUAAACGGGGUAGAUCUCCGUUAUAAGGCGGCGUCCCCGUUAUACAACAUAAACCUGGUGGGGUAUAUCAUUGAGGAUGAGCUGUCACCCAAACCGUUCGAAAACGCCACAGUUAAUGAAACGAAGAUAGAAGGCAACCAACUUCUCAAUGACAUCAUCAACUGGAAGGCUGACACACCAGGGUUCCCUGACAAUGACCACGUUGUUGUGUUCACGGCGCUCGACUUGUUUGACGUAGACGAAGCCGGAGUCGCCACAGACCUGGUGGGAUACGCUGAAAUAGGAGUAGUAUGUCAGUACCCGGAAAACAGCGUGUCGGCUGUGGAGUACACAGACAGCCUGGUGGCCGAUAUGCUCGUCACAACACACGAAAUCGGACAUGCGCUCGACGCCCUUCAUGACGGCGACGGGAAUGCAUGUAACUCUUCACAUAACUACAUCAUGUCCAGUGGCGAGUACCCCGACUCCCAGGAUCUCGACAGCAACAACUACUACAUCUUUUCAACAUGUUCUUUACGCUACAUCCAAAACUUCAUUGAAAACAUCCUAGCAAGCGGUACAGAUACCCAAAAGCAAUGCUUACAGAAACCACUCGAGCCGGCGUCUGUGACAGACAUCACGGGGACGAUGCCGGGACAGCUGUACGACGUCCACACACAAUGUAAAAUGAUGUAUGGGCCGGGCUACUUCAUGAAUUUAGAUGUCGAUAUUGGUGGUUCUGAAAACAUAUGCAAGAGAAUGGCCUGUGGCAAGGAAGAGUUUGAGAUGUUCCACGACGCUGCCGAUGGAACAACGUGUGGCAAUAAAAAGUGGUGUGUUGCUGGGGAGUGUGUGUUUUCAAUAGAUGCACCGGAACAAAACAAUCCCGACUGUCUGUAUGGAGACCAGCCUGUAGUGUACCCGGACAACGAGACCUGUGAGGAGCUGAUCAAUGCGACACCACGCAACUGCUACAGUUAUGAUUACUUGAAUGUCUGCUGUAAGACAUGUCUUGACAACAAGAGGAAUGAUGAAUGUCCCUAUGGCGACAACACCUUAACUGACCCGUGCGAAUAUAGCAGUUGUGCCACUUCCGGUUCCGACUACAGAAUAAGGUGUUGUGACACUUGCAGCAUUUCUACCACGACUACAACGGUAUCAACGACAACCACGACUACCUCAACUACUACCACAACUACAACAACCACGACCACACCAACUACUACCACAACUACAACAACUACACCAACUACUACCAAAACUACAACUACACCAACUACUACCACAGCUACAACUACACCAACGACUACCACAACUACAACGACUAGCACGACAACAUCUACCACGACUACAACAACCACACCAACUACUACCACAACAACAACGACUACACCAACAACUACAACUGGCACAACACCACUUUCGUCAUCCACAACUAGUCCAAGAAGUGUGACAAGUGCAGCUACAACCACGUCAGCAGCAACAACGCCAGACACUUCAACUUCACCUUCUGCAGACACAACGGCCUCUCCUCCCAGUGAUUUCUUGACCGAAACACAAAAAAUAAUCAUUGGUGCGAGCGUCGCGAUAGGUCUGGUGAUUCUCAUCAUCAUUGCUGUCGUCGUCUGUGUCAAAAGAGGCGUUUGUAAAACACGGACAAAAGGAAAGGAACCGAAGAUGCGAACUGAAGAUUUUGAUAACAGGGCUCCCCCUCUAGGCGUGUCUUCAGGGGUGACUCCUCAUACCAGCCACGUUGUUAAUGUUGGCUGAUUGGGCUGAGCGAUAUUACCCAGUACAAUAAGUCCCAUUGAUGCACAAUCAUAGUUUUAAGCAGCGACAGUCUUAGGAUCAACUACAACUGUCAUGUAUACAAACAUGUUUUUUCACUUGUUGUUUAAAUAGUCAUAUAGAUCCACACCAAGAAAUAUAA
This is a messenger RNA of Haliotis rubra (blacklip abalone), 2839 nucleotides long. RefSeq lists its product as uncharacterized. The coding region runs from base 184 to 2679 and encodes 831 amino acids. Gene Ontology annotation, molecular function: metalloendopeptidase activity. The transcript is spliced from 18 exons. Gene Ontology annotation, biological process: proteolysis. Lineage: Eukaryota; Metazoa; Mollusca; Gastropoda; Lepetellida; Haliotidae. The record is from RefSeq and is a predicted model, not a curated record.